Gasterosteus aculeatus aculeatus (three-spined stickleback) is the source of this 4878-nucleotide messenger RNA. The record is from RefSeq and is a predicted model, not a curated record. Lineage: Eukaryota; Metazoa; Chordata; Actinopteri; Perciformes; Gasterosteidae.
AUAAUUAUUUUUUAACCAUACAAAAUAACAGUGAAGCUCAAUCCUGUUUUAAUUAAUUCAUUUGUUUUGAAUAUUUUAAUGCAAUUGUUUCCGAUCUCCUUUAGGAAAACCAAAUUAAAAAACUAACUUAGUAACAAAUGAACCAUGAAUACAUUAAUGACAUUUUGUCCAUAUUUCGAUAUUUCAACUUUUAAUAGAAAAGGACAGCAGACAUCAGAGAAACUGAGAAAAUGUAUUUUAAAGUAUUUAUUACUACUGUUGUUUAAGCAGUUAACUUAACAGUUCUUCUGUGAUUGUUUUGUCUGAAGCUAACAUCUUUUUAAUCAGUAUAAAUCCUCGUGAGUAGCGAUGGCCUGUUUCCGUGGCAACUGGGAUGAAUUGUACGGGGAAGUCCUCCUGUUGGACGAGAGGAAGAUUUACGGUGAGCUUUAAGGUUAAUUUGUAUUUGAACACCUGUUCUUUUCACUUUUCUUUGUUAUCAUUUAUUUUCUGAUGAAGCAAAAUCAGUUUCUUCUUCUUCCAUCUUGAACCAGGUGUUCUCCUACCUGGACGUCCUUGACGUGAAGUUUUUCGGUUUGAGGUUCUGUGAACCGCAGACGGUGGGAAGAGUUUCCUGUGAAUACAGACGGUUAUUUCCAUAUAAGGGAAUGUGGUAUUUAUUUUAGGGUAAAAACUACCAAACGGUGCAAAUCAACUUCAAGCCCCCUAAAAUCACUCUGGGUCCUUAUUUUGAAAAGCCAUGAAAAAGUGCAUUCUGAACAAUAUGAAUAAUUGACCUGUGUUUUUGCUUCUAACAGCACUGGUUGGAUCCUUUAAAAACUAUUUCACAGCAUCGACACCUCGCAGCGUCUCUCGUCCUCAGGCCCAGCGUCUCCUUCUGUCUCUCUGCAGAUGUUCGGAGUCUGUCUCUUCGCCGCCUACGUAAGACAACCGAUCGCUGAUCAAUACAGGCACCUCUUCCCGCCUGGUUCCACCUCUCGGUACACGAGAACGUCUUUAUUCUCUCUUCAGGAGACGAAUCAUUGGCUUUAUAGAAUUAUAUCAAAAAUAUUCACAUGCCUUUAAAGAGUUUUAACUGAACCGUACUUCACAUCACAGGUCAUCUAGCUGACGCUUUCAUCCAAAGAGACUUACGUUACAUUUUUGCCCGGGGAGCAAUUGGGGGUCAGGUGUCUUGCUCAGGGACACUUUCACUUGGGACGUCAGCCGGGACUCAAACCACCAACUGUGUGAUCUUAUCUCCACCGUAACGACCUCCUGGACCACCAGGCUUCAGGGCCGUUCCACAGAGACUCUCUUAAAUUAGUUAUGUUGGUGUUAUUUUGGACUUACCACUGUUUGAGUUUGUAUCUAAUAAUGUCUACUUGUCUACUUGUGGGCGUAGGAAGCACCUGACGGAGCCGGCGGUUUGAUUGACACACGGAGGAGAUAUCGUAUAAGAGAGUGAGGAAAGGAAGGAGGUGCAGAGAGAGGAAAGAAGGAAAUGAAGGAAGGGAUUGAGGAAAUUCUUUUUUUCUUUUUUGUGCCUCGCAGGGUCUCAGGUGAGCCAAUCAGAAUGCAACGUUAUCAAAGAGGGCGAGUACAUGGCCGCUGGGCGUCGGCUUCAGACCUCCAUCCCAAGAUGGACCUGGUUCCUCCUCUUCCCGUUACCAAGGCAACUGACACGUACCCACAAGUCGCUGAGGCCUCGGACGACACACCUGUCACUCAAAGAGGCCACGCCCCUCCACCAUGACUGACUUCCAGCAUUAAUACUGUUGAUAUUGUUGAAUUAUGAUCAAAUUCGAGCUGCAGGGGGAAAAAAUGUCUUCACCGACCAGAUGAUGUCGUCUCCCUCAGGAAAACACCGGUAGCUCUGUUGAAAAGUACUAAAAGAUCUCCAGUAAAUUCUGCAUGUUAACAGCUAGAGAAGUAAAACAGCUUCAUUUGUCAGUAACACGUUUAUGAGAAACAUCAACUAAAGCUGAAGCUUCUUUUCUCUUGUUCCCCGUAGACGUGACGAUGAUGUCUCACAGUAACAGAACGGAGACAGGAAGCGCAUCAACACACGAGGGCGACAUGCCGCCCCCCCGCUGCCUCCGGCUGCUGCUCUGCUGCAUCCUGCUGGUUCUGUUGGUCCAGUUUCCUCAGACCCGGUCCUCACCGGCCACCGAGGACACGGAUACAGCCAACACGGGGAAAUCUUCUGAAGACGAGGAGGAAGACGAGUCAUCUUCGGAAGAGAACAAACUGUCCAACGAGUUGUCGACGAGCAACGAGAAGCUCCAAGCGUCGGCGCCUCUGUGGGUGAACGCGGAGAAGAUGGAGAAGAAGCUGCACGCCGUCCCCGCCAGCCAGACGGUAAAGUUCCGUUGCCAGGCGACGGGAAACCCAGUUCCCUUGUUGCGCUGGUACAAGAACGGGAAGGUUUUCAGGAAGGACCAAAGGAUCGGUGGCUUCAAGAUCAGAGACCACAUGUGGACUCUGAUAAUGGAGUCUGUGGUCCCGUCGGAUAAAGGGAACUACACUUGUGUGGUGGAGAAUGAAUAUGGGAGCCUCAAGCACACCUACCUGCUGGACGUAGUUGAGCGCUCCCCCCACAGGCCGAUCCUGCAGGCCGGUCUGCCGGCCAACCAGACGGCGCAGGUCGGCCGUAACGUGGAGUUUGUGUGCCGCGUGUUCAGUGACCCGCAGCCUCACAUCCGGUGGCUCAAACACAUCACCGUCAAUGGCAGCCGAGAGGCCCCGGAUGGACACCCGUACAUCCUGGUCCUCAAGACGGCGGGCUUGAACACAACGGACAAAGAGAUGGAGGUUCUGACCCUGAGGAAUGUGACACCGGGCGACUCAGGCGAGUACACCUGUAUGGCGGAAAACUCCAUCGGCGUCUCUCAUCACUCCGCCUGGCUCUCAGUGGUCGACGAAGUGCCUCCCGCCCUGCUGCCCUCUCAGACAUACCUGGAGAUCUUCAUCUACUGCUUGGGCUUCUUCAUCAUCGUCAUCGUGGUGGCCACGGCGGUGGUCUGCCGGCUCUGCUGCGCCCCGAAGAAGAGCGACUUCAGCGGGCCACUGGCGGUCCAGAAGUUGGCCAAGAGCAUCCCGCUGAGGAGACAGGUGUCGUUGGAUUCCUCGUCCUCCCUCCAGUCCGGGAUGUGUUUGGUGCGCCAGUGUCGUCUCUCCAGCGGCGCGACCACCAUCCUGACAGGGAUGUCGGAGUACGAACUCCCCUACGACUCCGCCUGGGAGCUUCCUCGUGACAGGCUGACCCUGGGGACGCCUCUGGGCGAAGGCUGUUUCGGUCAGGUGGUUCUGGCCGAGGCCGUCGGGCUCGACAGGAAUAAACCGACGCGUCUCUCUAAGGUGGCCGUGAAGAUGCUGAAAGCGGACGCCACGGAGAAGGACCUGUCCGACCUGAUCUCUGAGAUGGAGAUGAUGAAGAUGAUCGGCAAGCACAAGAACAUCAUCAACCUGCUGGGCGCGUGCACUCAGCGCGGCCCCCUGUACGUGGUGGUGGAGUACGCCUCCCAGGGGAACCUGAGGGAGUUCCUCCGGGCUCGCCGACCGGUCGGGUUGGAGUACUGGAGCGGGCCGAGGCAGGCGACCUUGGGGAGGCUGGAGGUCAGGGAGCUGGUGUCGGCUGCGUACCAGGUGGCCCGAGGGAUGGCCUACCUGGCCUCCAAGAAGUGUAUCCACAGAGACCUGGCAGCCAGGAACGUGUUGGUCACAGAGGACGACGUCAUGAAGAUCGCUGACUUUGGUCUCGCUCGAGACGUCCACCACAUCGACUACUAUAUGAAGACCCCCAAUGUAAGAGUGGAUGUCCUCCUGUCUUCACGUCCUCAUAUCCUCACGUCUUCAUGUCCUUGUGUCCUCCUGCUCAGGGUCGUCUCCCGGGGAAAUGGAUGGCACCUGAAGCUUUAUUUGACCGCGUCUACACACAUCAAAGCGACGUGUGGUCCUUCGGAGUCCUGCUGUGGGAGAUCUUCACCCUGGGCGGGUCCCCGUACCCCGGGGUCCCCGUGGAGGAGCUCUUCAAGCUGCUGAAGGAGGGCCACCGCAUGGAGAAACCCUCGGCCUGCACGGAGGAGCUGUACAUGAUGAUGAGGGACUGCUGGGCCGCCGUCCCGUCUCGCAGGCCCACGUUCCUCCAGCUGGUCGAAGACCUGGACCGCACGCUGUCUCUCAUGGCCAACCAGGAGUACCUGGAGCUCGCCGUUCCUCUGGUCCAGUAUUCUACGGUCACCUCCACCUCCUCGGCUGGUUCCUGUAGCUCCACGUAGGCGUCCUGGGACUUUUUUUUCCUUCAUCUCGUGUCCUCUGCUGGGACGAGGCCGGCGGCUCGAGGAGACUCAGACGAAGCUUCGUUGUCGUUUAUCCUGAUGUGAGGAACAGCUGGACGGAGCUGGACUCCCCAGUUGGGCCUCAGGAAACAGCAUCUCAUCCACACGGAGAGUCCAGCGGAGAGGACGUGAGAGCUGCUGCUGUGCUGCUCAUUGCAUCCGUGCUUUGGUUAUGUUAAUACAAAUAACAAUAAUAAUAGAAAUGUGUCAUCAGUGGGAAUAUUGUACUAUACUAUUCUUUUAUGUGGAAGACCAAACUGGAUUUAAAUGAGAAAUAUUGACAGUAAUAAAGGGGGAAACAGAAGAGUGAAUUAAAAUGCACAAUUAAAUCUAAAAACGUGUAAUAAACUUUACUUUUUAUUUGUCCACCAACAAGUUAUUACUCAUUUAUAGAUGUAUUCAUUUAUUUUGCACCAACAUGUAUUUCUCCGCAGUAAAAGAUGAUACACUUCAACAUUGCACUUGUCGUCCCGCUGGUUGCUGCCUGCCAGAAACGCUUCUAGUUGAAUGUGUAACGUUAACUAGUUAACAACUGUAUUAAAAAUAUUUUUGGAAUUUU